UCUGAUUGGUUGACGGUCGUUUCCUGUUGCAGCGCUCCUGAUUUAAAAAGGCUUCGGUUAGAUAUUUUGGGGUCUGGUUCGCCAUUGUUAAAAAACGUUUUCCGCAAUGUUUCUUAUAGUGAUACUUUUUGAUUAACACGCUUUUAGAACAAGGAUUCCACAUAUCAAAUCGUUCAGACAUGGCGCAGCGUGUGGCAGUAUCAGAUGGAGCAAACAAGAAGGUUUCCAGGGUUCGGGUAGCGGUUCGUCUUCGACCCUACAUGGGCACACAAGAUGAGAAAAACGAGGGAUCGUGUGUGAGAGGCCUGGACUCAAAGAACCUGGAAAUAAUCAACUGGAGAAAUGCUACAGAAACAGUCAAAUACAGUUUUGACGUUUUUCAUGGUGAGCAAACGACACAGCAAGAAGUUUUCCUCUCAGUGAAACCCAUUCUACCACACAUACUGACCGGACAAAAUGCCAGUGUCUUCGCCUAUGGACCAACAGGAGCUGGCAAGACUCACACUAUGAUGGGCACUUUGAAUCAGCUGGGCGUAAUCCCUCGAGCCGUUCGUGAGGUCUUUAAAAUGGUGAACGCCAAGAAUGAGGAUGAAGGCUGGGACUACAGCAUUAGCAUGUCUUAUUUGGAAAUUUACAAUGAGAAGGUGCUAGAUCUUCUAUCGCCAGGCUCCCAGGAUUUACCCAUCAGAGAGGACAAGGACAAAAACAUCCUUAUCCCUGGCCUCACUCACACAACCAUCACCUCCUUCUCAGACUUUCACAAACACUUUGUACCUGCCAGCCUUAAUCGCACAACGGCUUCUACCAAAAUAAACCAGCGCUCCAGCCGCAGCCAUGCUGUCCUCCUCCUCAAGGUUGUGCGAACUCAGCAUGCGCCGCCUCACAGACAACAGACAGGGAAGCUGUACCUGAUAGACUUGGCUGGGUCUGAGGACAACCGGCGCACCGGCAACCAGGGAAUCCGCUUGAAGGAGAGCGGGGCCAUCAACCUCUCCCUCUUCACGCUCAGCAAGGUGGUGGACUCUCUUAACUCCAGCACUGCCGUCCGUGUGCCCUACAGAGACAGUAAACUGACUCGGCUGCUGCAGGACUCUCUGGGCGGCUCGGCGCACUCUGUCAUGAUCACCAACAUUGCACCGGAGUACAAAUUCUACUUUGAUACUUUUGGUGCACUCAAUUUCGCCUCCAAAUCUAAACUCAUUGUCAAUAAGCCCUUCAUCUGUGAAACUGUGGCUGUGCCUGUGUCUGUGCUGCCAGUGAAGCGGGCCAGAGACGGACAGGAGGCGGGGAGGUCUGGCACCGAGCCACAGAAGAAGAGGCAGAGGGAGGAGAAGAAAACCGAACAGGAUGGUUCCCGGAUUUCGGCCCAUUUACACAGUCCAUCAGAGCCGUCAGUGAUGGACAGACUGUUAGCUCUGGAGAAGCAGGUGAUGAACGGCGGAGACAAAGAUAAACCCGACGAUUCUCGCAAGGAGAUCCAGGCGCUCAAAGAGAAGCAGAGGGAGUUGGAGAGCAAGGCCAUGCUGUACAAUCAGGUGCUCGGUGAAUUAUCCGGAGUCAAACGGGAGUCGGCCUUCAAGAAUAGCUUGGCUCCUCUGCAGAGGAAACAGUCGACUGCCUCUAAAGGCAUCAAGCAGCAGGCCGUGGUCAAGCCCCUACAAGUGUCCCAGCUCCUGCCACUUCAGACGAGUGCAGUCGUCAAAAAACAGUCCGUCUGCGCCAAGAAGAAAGAGAAGAAGCUCUUCGACCAGGUUGAGCCUCCAGAGGGUAAGGAGAACUUCAUAGAGAAAGGCUGGGAGUCCCAAAUCGACACAUCUGUGCUGGAUAUCUCCAAACAUAAAAUCCUGCAGAUUCUGAACAGCGGCUCGCUCAAAGAGCUGAAGGGUCUGCAGCUGAUCGGAGACAAGAAGGCCAAGCUCAUCCUGGGCUGGAGGGAGAUCCAUGGCCAAUUCAAAAAGUUGGACGAUUUGAUAAAAGUUGAGGGUAUGACAGGAAAGAGAUAUCCCUCUUUCAUGAAGGCAAACAUUUUGAGUGUCAUGGGAUAUUGAUUUUUCAACUUUUUUAUUUUUAAUAAUAUACCCUUGUCUAUUGUAUAUAAUCCUUUAUCUGGCGAGUUUUUUUUUUGUGUGAUAUUUUUGUAGUUACUACAGUGUUCCAGCUGAUGGCGCAAUCCUGCUUUGUAAUAAACCCAUCACGUGACCCUGAA
Molecule: messenger RNA, 2206 nt
Organism: Notothenia coriiceps (black rockcod)
Lineage: Eukaryota; Metazoa; Chordata; Actinopteri; Perciformes; Nototheniidae
Gene: kif22
Product: kinesin family member 22
Exons: 13
Coding region: 180-2048 (622 amino acids)
Biological process (GO): microtubule-based movement; spindle elongation; mitotic spindle organization
Cellular component (GO): microtubule associated complex
Molecular function (GO): microtubule binding; microtubule motor activity; ATP binding
Source: RefSeq, a predicted model, not a curated record